UGUGAUAGUGACUCCAUUCCUAUAACACAUUUCUAGUCAAUUUAACUGACAAGUGUUAGACAACACUCCCUGGGAUCUCCCUUUUUUGCUUUUGGUUUUAUUUUGUAGUAAGUUAGCUAUAGGUUCUCACUUCCCAACCUAUGUUCUGCUUAUUAUUUCAGUUUCAUUUUGAUAGAUUCAACUUCAGAAUACCAAAAUACAGCACAACACAAUAAUGAAAGAAAUGAUUACUAUACUUGAAGGAAUCUGAUUUGUCUCCUCCUUUUUCUGUCACAUGGAUAAUGCAUACAGGAAGGCUGGUUUGCUUUCUCAGUUAAAUCAUACGGAACUCGAGAGCAGCGAGUGUCAGUCAGAACUGUGACUGAAACCAGAGACAAGUAUGAACAGCUCUCAUAGUGAUAAUGAUACGGUACUGGACGACUGGUCAUCUGCAGGGAACGCCGCUGCCUGUGUGAUCCUGGGCGUGUGCUUCCUGGUGGGUACACCUGGGAACCUGUUGGUGGUGUGGACCAUCUUGAAGCAUGUGAAACGGCGCUCUCACACGGUGCUGCUUAUCCUCCACCUUGCAGCCGCAGACCUUCUGGUGCUGAUCACCCUGCCGCUAUGGAUCUACUCGCUGGCUCGUUCCUGGGUGUUCGGAGAGGCCGUCUGCAAAGCCAUGGUGUACAUCAUCAAUGCCUGCAUGUACAGCAGCGUCUUCAUCAUCACCAUCAUGAGUGUGGAGCGCUUCCUGGCUGUCAGGUACCCUUUGAAGAUGCUGUAUUGGCAAAAUGGGACAUCCUUGUCCAGAAUACUGCCAGUGACCUGGAUCCUGUCAUUCAUUUUGGGGAUUCCUGUCAUCCUGACUCAGAGUCUAGAUGAUGAUGAUGAUGGAAUGAAACAGUGCUUGUACCGGAUCUACGACUCUGUGUCUUUUGAAGUCUUUUGUAUUUGUUUGGAGACUCUGAUUGGCUUCAUCAUUCCAUUUUUUACACUUGCGAUCUGUUACUGUCAAGUUGCCACACAGCUCCGCAAGGUGCGCUUUAAGACCAAGCAGAAGUCCAUCUUCCUCAUUGGCGGAGUGGUCGUGGCCUUCAUUUUUUGUUGGUUACCCCACCACGUCCUUAAUAUCAUAGAUAUGGUGGUUCUAGGACAAUCAGAUGAACUGUCUCCUGUUCCAAAUAGUGUUGUCUUCAUUUCUGGAGCUCUGGCUUUUAUCAGUAGCUCAGUGAAUCCUGUGCUGUAUAUGUUUGCUUCUAGAAACUUCCAUGGAAAUCUACAAAAGUCUGGGAUAGUAAAGCUGUUUCAAGACUUAGCAACAAUGAAAGAAGGCUUCUCUCAGGAUUCUGGACUGCAGGAUGGAAAGAUCUUGGAAGAUCCUAAUGGUGGUAAACAGAAGGAAUUCAUGGAUCUCUGAGUAACUGCUAGACUCAUUAGAAGUUUUUUUUUUUUUAAUGGUCAAAUUUAUUUAAAUACCAAUUCCCCCCAAUUUUUUUUUUUUUUUUUUGUGUGUGUGUAAAAGAAGUUUAAAUGUUUAUGGGUUAAAGACGAGAUGUCACCAUUUUGGUGUCCGCAUCAAAUUAAAUUUACAAAAGUCAUUUUAUAUACAUAAAAAACAUGUUAAAUGCAAUUAAAGUGUCUACUUUAAUAUUUCAAAUAACAUUUGUGAAAAUAAAAUGUUAAUAUAUGGGGAAAUAAUGUUCCAAAUUGUAAAAUUGUCAUUCAGUGUAAUGGUCCAGGCUUUGAUUUUGCCAUUACAUUUUUAAAUAAACAUAAAAUACCAAGUUUAAAAAUAUAUUUGUUUUCUUGGCAUUUUCAAAUAAAUGUUAGCUGUAAUAUAUUAAAAGUACUAUGUCUUAUUAUGUUUUUUUUUUAAGUAUUUAAAUAACCAGGAGUCUUCUAAAAAUUAUGGUAAAAAAUGUAUGAUAGUCAUUUUUUUUAUCAGAAAAAUAUAAAAAAUUAUGGUAAAAAAUGUAUGAUAGUCAUUUUUUUUAUCAGAAAAAUAUAAAAUUAACCAGGACACAUUCUAAUGUACAGGGGGAAAAAAAACAAAAUUUAAAGCUGUAUUGCACAUUUAUUUUUUUUAUGCUUGAAACCCCCGUUUUGUCUUUGACCCUUAAAUACUUAUUUGUAAUGGUCAAAGUUAUUUAAAUGCUAUAAUACUUACGUAAGACUUAAUAAAGAGGUGAAAACUACUGAAAAAGUA
This is a messenger RNA of Ctenopharyngodon idella (grass carp), 2185 nucleotides long. RefSeq lists its product as uncharacterized. Bases 380 to 1396 code for a protein of 338 amino acids. Gene Ontology annotation, cellular component: membrane. The transcript has a single exon. NCBI's taxonomy places the organism in Eukaryota, Metazoa, Chordata, Actinopteri, Cypriniformes, Xenocyprididae. Gene Ontology annotation, biological process: G protein-coupled receptor signaling pathway. Gene Ontology annotation, molecular function: G protein-coupled receptor activity. The record is from RefSeq and is a predicted model, not a curated record.